This is a messenger RNA of Thecamonas trahens ATCC 50062, 1859 nucleotides long. RefSeq names its product CMGC/CK2 protein kinase. The record is from RefSeq and is a predicted model, not a curated record. Gene Ontology annotation, biological process: protein phosphorylation. The coding region runs from base 24 to 1817 and encodes 597 amino acids. Gene Ontology annotation, molecular function: peptidyl-tRNA hydrolase activity; protein serine/threonine kinase activity; ATP binding. The transcript is spliced from 2 exons. Gene Ontology annotation, cellular component: nucleus; protein kinase CK2 complex; cytosol. NCBI's taxonomy places the organism in Eukaryota, Apusomonadida, Apusomonadidae.
CCGCUCGUGGAAGGGGAACAAGGAUGUCGUCGGGGACGCGCAAGACCCGCAGACUGCUGGUGGUGGGACUGGGCGACCCACGAGGCACACUGGGCGACCGGCGCAAUGUGGGAAGAUCAUGUUUGGAGUACAUGGCGUCUGCGUGGAACAUUGAGCUGCACGACCUGGCAACCGAGGCCGGUCUCGGUUGGGCGGCGGAGACGUUUGCCACGCCAAAGGCCAAGGCACUGGCGGCGGCUUUUGACGCCAAGGCAGCUGGGACGGCAGAGAUGCGGAUGAGCGCAACGCCCAAGGCGUGCGAUGAGGAAUGCGACAAUGGGGAGGGCAGCGGCAAGCGGAAGAGGAAGGGAAGCCAGAGGGCCGGAGGCUGCAAGACUGGGGUGCUCGCGCGGGUGGGCCGCAAAAAGCUCAAGUUCUCGUCGCCGGCGGGCAAGGCCGGCGAGACGGUGUCUGUCAAGGCCGAGAUUGUGCUUGUGUCGCCGACGGCGUACCUGGUCUCGUCGGGUCACGUGCUCAAGACUGUGCUUGAGCUCACGGCCUCAUCGCCCGGCGAGCUGCUGGUGCUGUACCCUGACUUGCGCGUCACGAUCGGCAAGUACCGGUCGUACCAGUCGGGGACGGCGUCGCACCCAGGCCUGCCGGACCUUUACCGGUGCCUGGAGUCGACCGAGUUUCCGCGGUUCGGCAUCGGCAUCAACGGCAUCCACAAGGCCGGGCCGACGAGCUCGUGGGACAACUUUAUUGCCACCGAGUUUGAGCCGCACGAGCUGGCCAUGUUCGAGGUGCGGACGCUUGUGCGGGUCAAGGAUGGAGUCGGCCUGCUGCUUGCCGGCAAGCUUGACCCACCAGAGCCAUUUGAGCUCGUGUGGGAGAACGGUGACCACUACGUGUGUGGCGACAAGGUGGGCGAGGGCAAGUUUGGGGCAGUGUUCAAGGCGGUCGACACCCGUGACUCGUCCGAGGUUGUUCUCAAGAUGCUCAAGAAGACGCGCGAUUUGGAGCGCAAGAUUGCGCGCGAGGUGGAGAUGCUGAUGGCGGUCCGGUCGGGGCCGAACAUUGUGCGGCUGCUCUGCACGGCGGUGAUCGAGGACGAGGAGUACCGCGACGACGCCAUGGUGUUUGAGUUUGUGUCGUCGAUUUCGCACCGCGAUCUGUUUGCGCAGAUCGACUUGCGUACGGCGCGCGUCUACAUGUACAAGCUGCUCAAGGCUGUCGAGUACACGCACUCGCUCAACAUCCUCCACCUCGACAUUAAGCCGUCGAACGUCCUGUACAACCCGCAGACUACGCAGUUUCGGCUCGCCGACUGGGGUCUUGCCGCGCGGUGGCAGCCGGGCGUGCCCAACUAUGGUCCGCUCGGCACGCGUUGCUACAAGGCACCGGAGCUCUGUCUUCGGUACGACCUCUACGGCCCGCCGGUCGACAUCUGGGCCAUCGGGUGCACGCUCGCCGCCAUGCUCUUCCUCCCGUCGGACGGGCGGAACCCGUUCAUCCGGGCGCGCGGCUCGUGGCUCAACCAGUUGGUGGCCAUCACCGAAGUUGUGUCGUCGGACGUCAUGUUUGCCUACCUCGACAAGUACCGCAUGGGCGUGCACCUGCUUGAGGAAGAGCUCGAGCUCCUCCGUGGGCACCCUGCGGUGGCGUGGGAGGACCGCGUCACGCCCAAGAACGCACACAUGGCGGACCCAGCCGGCUUUGAGCUUGUCGCCGGCCUCCUCACCUGCGACCACGAGUCGCGGUGGACGGCGACCCAGGCGCUGGCCUCGCCGUUCUUCGACCCUGUUCGCAACGAGAUCGAGGCCGCUCCACCGUUGUAGUAAAGUGAGAGGCGGGUGAUGAGAACGGAUUUCAGGAGCUUG